AUGCCUUCACAACGCCCCUACUUCCUCUCCUCCUUCCUCGCCGCCUUCCGUCCUCAAGGCCCCUCCAUCUCUACAUCCUCCCAUCAACCAAACAAGCACACCCGCGACGCAACAACCACCACCACAGCCGCAGCAGCAGCAGCCGCAGCAUCUUCAGCAACCACAUCGACAUCCGCCGCCGCUUCGUCUUCACAUCACCACCACCAUCAUCAUCACCACCAAACAACCUCAUCAAGCGUCGCCCUCCGCUCCCCCGCCUCCGGCCCGACGACAGCCGCCACAUCCCCCGGCAACGGCGCCGCGAUACCCAUCCCCGGCUCAUCGGGCCGUCGCGGUAGCGAUAGCAGCAGCGAAGGCUUCCGAGACGUGAUAGGCGCCGACAAGUUCUACAUCGGCGGUCGCACACCCGGAGGCGAGGAGAAGUUCUUCAAGCUCGGCGUUAUUCGGCGCGUGCGGAGCAACGACGGCUUAAGCCUCGAUCGCUUGAGUUUAUAA
Fusarium vanettenii 77-13-4 is the source of this 495-nucleotide messenger RNA. RefSeq lists its product as uncharacterized. Bases 1 to 495 code for a protein of 164 amino acids. The record is from RefSeq and is a predicted model, not a curated record. Lineage: Eukaryota; Fungi; Ascomycota; Sordariomycetes; Hypocreales; Nectriaceae. The transcript has a single exon.